This is a messenger RNA of Lodderomyces pseudojiufengensis, 1791 nucleotides long. It is a transcript of the gene STI1, whose product is annotated as Hsp90 cochaperone. Bases 1 to 1791 code for a protein of 596 amino acids. The record is from RefSeq and is a predicted model, not a curated record. The transcript has a single exon. Lineage: Eukaryota; Fungi; Ascomycota; Pichiomycetes; Serinales; Debaryomycetaceae. Gene Ontology annotation, molecular function: Hsp90 protein binding.
AUGACUACAGCAGAUGAAUACAAAGCAGAGGGAAACAAAUACUUUGCUGCAAAAGAAUUUCAAAAAGCAAUUGAUUCAUUCACAAAAGCAAUUGAAGCAUCAUCAGAACCCAAUCAUGUAUUAUAUUCAAAUAGAUCUGGUUCAUACGCUUCAUUGAAAGAUUGGCCACAAGCAUUGAAAGACGCGGAAAAGUGUGUCUCAUUGGAUCCUUCAUGGGCAAAAGGUUAUACUAGAUUGGCUGGGGCCCAAUUUGGAUUUGGAAAUUUUGAAGAUGCUGAAAAAGCUUAUAAGAAAUGUUUGGAAUUAGAUCCAUCAAAUGCUCAAGCAAAAAAAGGAUUAGAAUCAGUUGAAAAUGCUGUAAAAGCAAGGAAUUCAAAUGGUGAUGAUAUGGGAUUGGGAGCAAUGUUUAAUGAUCCAAAUCUUAUCACAAAGUUAAAAAAUAAUCCAAAAACUGCUGAAUUAAUGAAAGAUCCAGAUUUAGUUGCAAAAGUUUUACAAAUCCAAUCAAAUCCUAAAGGAAAUGCAACACAGUUAUUGACUGAUCCAAGAUUGAUGACAAUAAUUGCCACAUUAAUGGGAAUUGAUAUGGAUUUUCCAAGUGAAGAUCCAAGUGCUAACGCAAACACUUCAAAAGAAACAUCAAAAUCAACAGAACCUCCAAAAUCAGAAGCCACCGAAUCAAAAUCUGAAGAUACAUCAUCACAAUCUACCCCAUCAACAACUGAAAGCAAAAAAGAUGCGCCAAAACCACAAGAAGAACAAGAAGAUGAAGAUGUGGAAAUGCAAGAUGCAGUACCUUCCGAUAAGGAUGCGGCAGAUAAAGCUAAAGCUGAAGGAAAUACCUUAUACAAACAAAAAAAAUUUGAUGAAGCAAUUGCUCAAUACGACAAAGCAUGGGAAUCACAUAAAGACAUAACAUAUUUAAACAAUCGAGCAGCUGCAGAAUAUGAAAAGGGUGAUUAUGAUGCUGCUAUUAAAACAUGUGAAAAAGCUGUUGAAGAAGGUAGAGAUAUUAGAGCUGAUUACAAAUUAAUUGCAAAAUCAUUUGCAAGAUUAGGUUCGAUUUAUUUGAAAAAAGAUGAUUUAGAAAAUGCUGUAAAAUAUUUUGAUAAAUCAUUAACAGAACAUCGUACACCAGAUGUAUUAAGUAAAUUAAGAUCAACUCAAAGAGAAAUAAAAUUAAGAGAAGCUAAAGCUUAUAUAAAUCCAGAAAAAGCAGAAGAAGCUAGAUUAGAAGGUAAGGAAUAUUUCACAAAACAAGAUUGGCCAAAUGCAGUAAAAGCAUAUGGAGAAAUGAUUAAAAGAGCACCAGAUGAUGCUAGAGGUUAUUCCAAUAGAGCUGCUGCUUUAAUUAAAUUAUUAAGUUUUCCAGAUGCUGUAAGAGAUUGUGAUAUAGCUAUUGAAAAAGAUCCAGAUUUUAUAAGAGCAUAUAUUAGAAAAGCUAAUGCUCAAUUAUUAAUGAAAGAAUAUACUCAUUGUAUGGAAACUUUACAAGAAGCUCGUGAAAAAGAUCAAAAACUUGGAGGUAAAAGUAUUCAUGAAAUCGAUCAAAUUUAUAAUAAAGCAGCAAUGCAAAGAUUUCAAGCAAUUGAUGGAGAAACUCCAGAACAAACUAUGGAAAGAGUUAGUAAAGAUCCAGAAAUUGUUAAAAUUUUACAAGAUCCUGUAAUGCAAGGUAUAUUAUCUCAAGCUAGAGAAAACCCUCAAGCUUUACAAGAACAUAUGAAAAAUCCUGAAGUUGCUAAAAAGAUCAAUAUGUUAAUUUCAGCAGGUGUAAUUCGUACAAGAUAA